This is a messenger RNA of Notolabrus celidotus (New Zealand spotty), 765 nucleotides long. RefSeq names its product putative olfactory receptor 13C6. The record is from RefSeq and is a predicted model, not a curated record. Lineage: Eukaryota; Metazoa; Chordata; Actinopteri; Labriformes; Labridae. Gene Ontology annotation, cellular component: membrane. Gene Ontology annotation, biological process: G protein-coupled receptor signaling pathway. Gene Ontology annotation, molecular function: olfactory receptor activity; G protein-coupled receptor activity.
AUGGAUGAAAGAUUUAAUGUCACAGAUAUUUCUCUUGGUGGGUAUGUGGAAAUGGAAAAUAGAUAUCUGUAUUUUGUGAUUAUUUUCACAGUUUACAUUUUCAGAAUUUUCUUUAAUUCAACUAUUAUAUGCCUGAUUGUGAAACACCAAAACCUAAAUGAACCUAUGUAUGUUUUCAUUGCAGCUCUGCUUAUCAACUCUAUUCUUUUCAGCACGGUUAUCUACCCAAAGCUCUUAGUUGACUUUUUAUCGGAGAAACAGGUCAUAUCACAUUCAUUUUGUCACUUUCAAUUCUUCAUGUAUUACUCUAUAGGUGGGUCAGAGUUCUUACUGUUGGCAGCCAUGGCCUACGACCCAUAUGUCUCUAUAUGUAAACCUCUGCAAUAUCCAAACAUCAUCACUAAAUCAACCAUUAGUAUGUACUUAGUUUUGGCUUGGCUUCAUCCUGCUUGUCAGAUGGCAGGCUCCACUGCUUUUAGUUCAACCAGAAAAGUCUGUAUCUUCACUUUGAAAGGGAUCUUUUGUAACAAUUACAUUUAUAAGCUUCACUGUGUGAGCUCAAGGCUACUAACUAUGUAUGGUCUGAUCGUUUUGCUUAAUAUUAUUGUUUUUCCUAUCCUGUAUAUCAUUUUCACAUACACAAAGAUACUCAUAAUAUCUUACAGAAGUUGUAGGGAAGUCAGGAUAAAAGCUCUGCAUACCUGUUUACCACACCUGCUGGUUUUAAAGAGUUGUCUGCAAUCAAGGAUGCUGAUGUGGACGUGA